UUCACUGGCUGGUUUGAAUUGAAACCACAAAGCCGUCGAGCUGGAAAAUCUGCUCGCAACACACCCGCCCGUAGAAACACCGAAGUAGGACGCCAGAGUUUUAGUUACGUGUGUAGUUUACUCCAAAAGCCGAUAAAAUGAGCAAAAUCUCUAAAUUAUUUAAGGGAAGCUCCAGCUCGAGUUCAUCCAGCUCUUCAAAGUCCAAACACCACCGGUCGCGAGGGGGCCCUUCGCCCCAGGAGGCUAUCCACAGGCUGCGGGAAACAGAAGAAAUGUUGACGAAGAAACAAGAGUACCUGGAGAAGAGGAUAGAGCAAGAAAUCAUGAUAGCCAAGAAGCAUGGCACAAAAAACAAGAGGGCUGCUCUGCAGGCUUUGAAGAGGAAGAAGCGCUUGGAGCAGCAGCUCACACAGAUUGAUGGCACACUCUCCACCAUCGAGUUUCAGAGAGAAGCUUUAGAGAACUCACACACCAACACAGAGGUCCUGAAGAACAUGGGCUUUGCUGCUAAGGCCAUGAAGCAAGUUCAUGAGAACAUGGACCUUGACAAGAUAGAUGAUCUGAUGCAGGAUAUCACAGAGCAGCAGGAUGUGGCUCAAGAGAUAAGCGAAGCCAUUUCCAGACCUUUUGGCGAGACAUAUGAUGAGGAUGAGCUGCUGGCAGAGCUGGAAGAGCUGGAACAGGAGGACCUUGAGGACAGCAUGAAGAGUAUGGGUGGACUACCCAGUGUGCCUAACUCUAAACUGCCUUCAGCAAGGCCCAGUCAUCGCGCAACAACCAAGAAAAGGGUUGAAGAUGAUGACGACAUGCGUAUGCUGGCAUCGUGGGCAACUUAAGUACAUUAAGGCAGCAUCAUUCUCACUGAAAGAGAUACAGAGAUACGAUACAAAGCUUUUUUUUCAUUAAAGAUUUUUUUACUAUUUUUGGGAAAAUGAAGCUCAUUAUAUUUUAAAAACAAUCUUUUUGUUUAUAACCUUAAAAUGCUACUUUACAGGUUAUAGUUAAUCAAUACAUUAAAAAUUUUAAGUGAAGGAAUCAACAAACUCGGAAUUUCUUUUCUUUACUGCUUCCUUUUUCUUUGUCAUUUGUACCUAGCCUCAGAAUCUACUACUUAUUUAAACCUAAUGAAGACAUGAAGAUGACUGUGAUAUUUUUAACACAUUGAGCAAAAUGCUUUAUUGUAUGUGAGACUGCUGUAAAUAAGCUUAUACACUGCAUUAACAUUGUAAAUAUAUUGCUUUUCAGUGUUCAACAAUAAAAUCCCUCUCCUGAUGGUA
Toxotes jaculatrix (banded archerfish) is the source of this 1277-nucleotide messenger RNA. It is a transcript of the gene chmp4c, whose product is annotated as charged multivesicular body protein 4C. The transcript is spliced from 5 exons. NCBI's taxonomy places the organism in Eukaryota, Metazoa, Chordata, Actinopteri, Toxotidae. The record is from RefSeq and is a predicted model, not a curated record. The coding region runs from base 138 to 836 and encodes 232 amino acids. Gene Ontology annotation, cellular component: multivesicular body; cytoplasmic side of plasma membrane; ESCRT III complex. Gene Ontology annotation, biological process: late endosome to vacuole transport via multivesicular body sorting pathway; vesicle budding from membrane.